Molecule: messenger RNA, 495 nt
Organism: Myzus persicae (green peach aphid)
Lineage: Eukaryota; Metazoa; Arthropoda; Insecta; Hemiptera; Aphididae
Exons: 3
Coding region: 1-495 (164 amino acids)
Source: RefSeq, a predicted model, not a curated record
AUGUCUGGAUCAGUGGGAGGUGUUCAAACCAAAUUAAGACAAUCCCAUCCUUCAGCAUCUCAAGCUGUUUAUGUCCAUUGCAUGGCUCAUAAGGUUAACUUAGUCGUUGUGGAUAUGUGCAAGCAUUUAAAAGAUGCUAGGAAUGUAUUUAAUGGUCUAGAAGCUUUAUAUGUCCACUUUUCUAAGCCAGCUAAAGACCAAAAAUUGACAAAUAUGCAAAACAAACUUGGGUUGAAAAACACUAAACUAGAACAACUAAGUGAUACUAGAUGGGUUUGUAGAUUUAAAAGCUGCAAUGCACUUAUACAAAACUAUAAAUCUAUAUUAAUGACAUUGGAUGAUGAAAUACUUGAACAAAAAUCAAAAGAUGUGGCACAAGCAAUUGGUACUUCUUCAGUCCAUACAUAUAUUGAGUACUCAGCUUCAGUUAAAAGGAACAACUUUGGGCCAAUCAGGAAAUUUAAUAAAAGGAAUAAUUUCAACGCUCGAAAAUAA